GACCGUGCUGGGUGGUUCUCUUGUCUUCCUCACAUGACUGGAACAUUCCUACUGCUGAGAGAGUGAAAGAGAGAGACACAGAGAGAGAGAGCGCUGCUGAAAGCAGGCCGGAGAGCGAAAGCUGAGGAUUUUAGCGACGAGCGAGUCGGAGAUCAGCGGGCGAGGCCGCCGACAGAGGAGCCUCCUCCUCUCAGCAGCUCCACAGCAGGACUGGACCGAGGCUUUAUCGUCUACAGCGGAAACAUGAGCCGCGCUCUGCGGGCAGCUGCUCUCGCCGCCGCAGCUCUGCUGGGUUGGUUGGCUGUGGCACAUGCUGUAUCAUUCGAGGUGAAAGAUGGGAAUUCAACAUGCAUUAAAGCAGAGCUCUCUGCCAGCUUCUUCAUCAUGUAUUCCACAUCCAAUGGAACGAACACGGUGAAUGUGCAGCUCCCGAGCUCAGCAGUAGUGGACAGUGGUAGUUCCUGUGGAAGCUCUGGGGUCUCUCCAGAGCUGCUGGCAUCCUUUGGGGAUGGUCACUCUCUGGGCCUGGUCUUCUCCAAGGAUGACCGUCUGUACAGAGUUUUAAACCUAAGCCUGACAUACAACCUGAACGACAGCACCUAUUUUCCUCAGUCCUCCAAAAAGGAAAUUGUUACCUUGGAUACAAAUGCUACAGGAAUCUCGGCACAGCUUAACACCACCUACAGAUGUCUGAGCUCCAGCUCCAUCCGUCUUGGGGGCUCCAAUGUCACCAUCACCUUCUCAGGCGUCCGGAUGGAAGCCUACAUGCCCAGCGCCAACCUCAGCUCCAAAGAGUCUGUAUGUUCAGCUGAUCUUCAUGCCACAACUGUAGCACCCACACAGUCACCCACGACCGCGCCAACCCCUCCUGCACCCCGCAACCCAGAGCGCGGAAACUACAACGUCACCAAUGUGAACGGCACUGUGUGUCUUCUGGCAAAUAUGGGAUUGCAGCUUAACGUCACCUAUUUCUCAAAGUCUCAGAACAAGACUGUUAAGGGAAUAGUGAACCUGCAGCCCAAUAGGACGUCUUUCACAGGGUUGUGUGAGGCCACAACUGCCACUCUGGUGCUGAUGGAUGGCCUCACCAACCUCAGCUUCGCAUUCAUGCUGAAUGUCACCUCCAAAAAAUAUCACCUCAGUGCUCUGAACGUGUCUGCUGCCUGGCCUGAUAUGACGGCUCCAUUCACUGUGGGCAACAGCUCUCUGAACUACCUGCAGGGCACGCUGGGCCGCUCCUACAUGUGCACAACUGAGCAGAUUCUUCCUGUGACAAACACCUUUUCCCUCAACACCUUCAGCCUGCAGGUGCAGCCUUUUGGUGUCACUGGCAACAAGUUUGGAACAGCUGAGGAGUGUCAGAUGGACAAGGACAACAUGCUGAUCCCCAUCAUCGUGGGUGCUGCCCUGGCUGGCCUGGUCCUUAUCGUUCUUAUAGCGUACCUGAUUGGCAGAAAGAGGAGUCAUGCAGGCUACCAGACCAUUUGAACUCCACCAAGACCACCGCCGCCAGUCAAAAUCUCUGUCGUUUUCCUGAUGGGAGGAAAACCAUUGCUACUAUGGCCUGACUGGGACUCUGCUGACAAAAGACUGGCCUGUUUGUUUGUGUGAGUGUGUGUGGGCAUGAAUGAGUGUGUGUACUUUGUUGUUCCACUUUUUCUCUGUCUGUUCCCCCUAAUGCUCUUGGAUUACUCAAGGAGAAAAAGAAGCAAAGUCACCUAAUUGUUACUAACAGCUGUUUCUAGUCCCGUCAACACAAACCUUUUGUAUCUCAGAUUAGAUCCCACGAGUUAAACCCAGAAUUUCCUCUUGUUCGAUUUCUCGUAUUGUUUAAUAUUGUUUAUCGGUCCUGGCUGAUCAGCAUUGUACCAAUGUCCGUCUGUUUCAGAGGUUAUUUUUUAAAGAAAUUGGUAUUUGUGUAAAUAAGCGUUCUACCUUUUAAGUUAUAAAAUGACUACGAUUUUUUGUUUUUGUUUUAAAUCAGAGAGGGACAGGGUGGCUUUGUGCAAGUUCUUUCCCAUGCAGUCUUCUAUUUCAGCCAUAAACCUCCUCUUAACUGGCAUUAUACAGCGUUUGACUACCAGGCUCAAGUGUGUAUAGAAGACUGGGCUGGAAGAGCAAUUUUAAUUUAGUAGCAUUCUUAAAGUUGUAGCUUUUCCUCUUACCCCAAAUGUAGUCGUUCAGCUAUUUGGUGUCUGAAGUUUAAACAAAAAGUCAGAAACCACAUGGAUGUCUGCUUCUGUGUGUAUGGCAAAAUUUUGACUUUAUCUCAAGAUAAUGGCUUAUUUUCUUAGGAUUUUUGACAUUCUGACAUGCAGUGUUGAAAUAAUGAGUUAUUAAAUGUUAAGAAAGGAAGAAGAGGAUGUGUUAACUUAAAGAAAUUGGUAUUUGUGUAAAUAAGCAUUCUGCCUUUUAAGUUAUAAAAUGACUACGAUUUUUGUUUUUGUUUUUAACCAGAGAGGGACAGAGUGGCUUUGCGCAAGUCUUUUCCAAUCCAGUCUUCUAUUUUAGCCAAGAACUCAGUUCUCUGAAGAAAAUAAGGAGUUAUUUGGAGAAGCAUCCAAAGAGGAUAAGAUGAAUAUUAUUCGGGAAUCGUUAUUUGGACAUAUUAAGUCAGAAUUUUGAGAAAAUAAGUUAAUAAUUUGACUUCAACAUUUCAAGCCAACAUUUUGAAAAAAGUUGAAUUUCGAGAUACUAAACGAUUAUUUUGAUGUAGUAAGUCAUUAUCUUGACAGUAAAAAGUUUGAGGGCAAAUCAUUAUUUUGACAUAGUAAGUCUACGUUUUGAUAAAAUGUCAUUGUUUUGAUUUAGUAUGUCAGUAUUGGGCAAAAAUAAUUAAUGAGCUUCCUUACAAGUGUGUGAUGAUUGAUUUAGACAUUGUUUGUACAAUGCUAAUAAGCUUCUAGUACUUGUUAACUACAUUAGCCUCGUAUCUCCAGUGCAAAUCUAAAGACACCAAAUAUAACUUGGCUGAUCAGCUACAUUUUAGGUAAGCAAAAUUAUGUAAAUUUGCAAAAUUUCACCAAACAUAUUGCUUUAAUCUGCUCCACCAGUAAGUAAACUAUGUGGAUGAAGCGCAGGGUUUAGGAAAAGCGGUCUGUAAGUGUCUGGGUGAGCACAUCUUUGAAACAGAAACCCAAGCCAGAGAGAGAGAGAGAGACGAGCGGCAUCAAAUGACGAGGGCGAACAAGCCCCGGUUAAAUAAUUGAUGCGCUUUUCUAGUAUUAUCACGCGUUAGGGAACCUGCUGCAUUAGGACUCGGAUCUUAUUCUCGCUCUGCGUCCCUCUUCUCUCGCAGAAAACUUUACAAAUUGACUUUCUCAGGUUGAUUUAAGGGCCUGGAUACAUUGAGGAGACGCCUGUGGGGAAAACUACAGCCUUUAACAUCAGCCUAUUGAAUCUGGGGCUUUCAUUCCUUCUGCUCACGGUGUUUAUUGACCCCGUAGUUCCAUGUGUCAGUACUUUAUCCCUUACAAUUAAACAGGCUGUUAUUGUGCCUUUAAGACUCCUAUAUGCAAAUGAGCUACGUUCUGAUUGGCUGCUCUGUAUUGUGCCGUUCAGUCAUUCAAGAAACAGUCCAGGCUGAAACGCUCCUUAUUACCUCAGUGUGGAUGGGUGAGGCUAAACUUUUGUAGACUGAAUAGGUAAAAGUAGUGAGUUCAAAACGGGCUGGUUUUGCAGCAUAGUUUCCAUAUAUGGACAGUAUGGAGUGGUGUGUGAAUUUGCCCCCUUCAUAAGUUAUUAAUGUGUUUUAUUAAAUACUAAAACAAACGUUCUAUUCAGCCACUGUCAACACUUUUCUUUUUACAUGGCAGUUUGUCCAGUGCUCCUCAGUGUAUUCAGGCCUUGAAUGGAUCAGGAGAGGACAAAUAAAUUGUGGACAAGAGUGCUGGGUUAAAAACAUUAUCCAUAUAUUUUUUCUGCUUUGUUUUCCCUCUUUGCCUUUUGUUGCUUAAUGGUCAUCUUGACUCUUCUGGAGAUUCCAGCGAAAAGGGAAGAUUACGAGCAUCUGCAGACGCCUGUCUUAUUAUAUCCCAGCCCACUUCUACAGGAUUUACGUCGCUCAUCAGUCUGUGCAUCCUCCUCCAGGAUGUGAAUUCAGCACUACAGAAAUGUAGAGGACUUAAACGUUUAAGUUUGACUGGAUGACAUAAAAUAUUCACUGGCAAGGUUUUAGCUGCAGUUUAACGAUGUUAAUAAGCAUGUACAGCAGAGACAAUAUGGCAGAUGCACGGUUGUAUGCAAAAGUUUGGGCAGCCCUGAUCAAAUGAAAUCUUCUUGACUUACCAAGUGAAAAUAAUUUAACAUACUGGAAAAAUAAUCAAACAUAAAAUGUGACCUGUCCCAAAGUCGUGGCACAUUUAGUAUUUCAUGUUUUAUUUUUUUCCAAUAUGUCGAACUCGAAAUUGUGCAUUAAAAUGUGCAGAAAAAUGCCACAUUUAGGUUUGUUGUCUGUAGAGGAUGUUUUCAACAAAACAUGUAAAACAUGUAACGUAAAACGAUCAAACUUUUGCAUGCGACUGUACGUGUUCACUCUCAAAGGUGGCAUAAUGCAGUGAGGUGCUACAGCUCUGUUUGCUCUGAAAUGAUGUUCAGGGAGUUUAGUAGUUUGCUAUAUUGCAUUCAGUCACAUGCAAAAGUAUGAACACCCCAAUCAAAUUCCACAUUUUGUUGUUUUUAUGUGAAAAUAAGUUAACACGUUUAUUACAUGAAACAAAUUUAAAUAUGGCAUUUUUCUGCAAAUUUUUGUGCACUGUUUAACAGAAAGGAAAACAUAAAAUUCUUUCCAACUUGUUAAAUUCAGCAUAUAAACAGUAAUCGUGUAUUACAAUGUGCAGAAGUGUGUUCUUUGUAGAGGAUGUGUAACUUAUUUACACUUCGGAAAUCAACAAAACUUGCCAUUUGACCAGGGGCGUGCAAACUUUUGCGUACGACUGCACAGUAGGGUCCAAAGGUCUGAGACCACUAGUGAAAAUGCAUCUAUUUUGCAUUGUUUUCUAAAUGAAUAUAGUUACAAAUGAUAUUAUCAGCAUAACAAUUUGAGUGAAAAGCAGAAUCUUUGAAAUAUUUACAUUGAAUUUGCAUUGACUUUACGACUGCAGAAUCCUCUAACGUAUAGAUCAAAGAAAUAGAUGGAAGAGAAAAAGCUAAAAAAAAAAAACAUUUUUAUUUUAUCAGAAUUAUUUCAUCACAUUUGCUUAAAUUUGAAAACUGACCCAGAAAUAGUGCAAAAUCUUAAAUGUCUGCUUUAUUUUACUUGUCAUAACUUUUCUUACUUUGAAAUCAUCUUCUAAAGCAUUCUGUCAGCCUCCAUGUUUAAAUGAAAAGAAAAAUCUCAUUUUCAUUGUGGUCUCAGACCCUUGGACCCCCUCUGUAAUGAAACUGUCCUUGAUGAAAUUAUAGCACAGAAUAUAACUGUACAAUUUGAUUGUAUGCGCUUGCAGUGCAGUUACAUUUUCCUCCUGUUUUAUGUACAGCAGAUGAGGUUUGAAACUGAAGAAUUGUUGGAAACGUUCUGUUGCAUCUCAUCUGAUCUGCUUUGUCGUGGUUAUACAUUGCAGUGAUUUGAGCUUUUAUUUUUGUAGUGUUUUUUAAAAGCAUCUUGGCGAGGUCAAUAAAUGGGGUGAACACUUAAUUGUCCACCUGUUCUAAGA
Colossoma macropomum (tambaqui) is the source of this 5654-nucleotide messenger RNA. RefSeq names its product lysosomal associated membrane protein 1a (gene lamp1a). Gene Ontology annotation, cellular component: membrane. The coding region runs from base 244 to 1488 and encodes 414 amino acids. NCBI's taxonomy places the organism in Eukaryota, Metazoa, Chordata, Actinopteri, Characiformes, Serrasalmidae. The record is from RefSeq and is a predicted model, not a curated record. The transcript is spliced from 9 exons.